GAUUGAGGCCGAAAAACGCUAUUUCUGAACGUUUUAUACUAUUCCCAGGGACGGAUUUCGAUUAGUCAUUGCACAGAAGUGCGCUUUUGUUUAUAUACUGGCUUCGCGCUCAUUAGAAGGUAGAUGACGAGGGAAUAGCCGUCCAUGAUCGGUUAGUUUUAGCGGGAGUGCAGACGUUCUCGCCUCGAUCGUCGACGUGUGUGUGUGUGUGUGUGUGCAUGUUGGUGAUAAUACAAGUCGAUAGCUCGCCGAUGUGCACAGCUCACCGAGCUACUGGGGUAGCAUUGUAGAAACAGAAGCUCACAUUCAUCUAUUCUUCAUACAAACCUGCAUUAUUUUAGAUAAAUCAAGUAAAGGGGAGAUCCAAUGGAAGUUGUCGAUCGUCGGUAAGUUCGUUGAAUGAUGCUAACCCAAGAAACCCGCCAAAAGUAAUCUAGAAAUUUGGGCGGGUGGUGAGUCACAGAGAGUGAACUGAUCAAUAUACAAGAAGAGCUGAAUUUUCAUGCAAUGAGUGGGAAAAGAGGACCGACUCUAGCGCUGAGCGGCAGCUCAGACGAGGACUGCUCCGAUCACGACGAAGUUGCCAACAGUACGGAGGACGCAUGUCCCACGUCACCAUGCAGCAGUACGAACAGCGGGCCGACAUAUGUGCGAACGGCCGGUUUUAAACACCACGGACAUACGUUUUACAAACUUCACAGGACUAAACAACCAAAACAUAAGAAAAAGAAACACAUGAUCAGUACAGAAAGUCUCAUAACGACGUCGUUUAAAAAGAAAAGGGACCCACUCGCUGCGCUCGGCGGACCGAUCCAUAGAACGAAGCCAAAAAAAGAACCACUCCCCAUGAAAUUACGUGCAUUACCGCAGUCUUUCUGGCAGCAGCCUAAUGCUGUCAACACUGCAUCACCUGCGAACAUGUUUAAAAUAUUACCACCCCUCUACAAACAGGAAACAGGAGAAGAUGUGACAGAUGUUCGACCAGUAACACCGCCGGAUGAAACUAAAGAAGAGAAAGAAGAAAAACUACGAGAAACGAAAGAGAAGGAAAUUAAGGAAGCAAAAGAUUUAAAAGAAGCAAAAGAAAUUAAAGAUGCAAAAGAACGGGAGAUAAAAGAUGCGAAAGAGCGAGAAAUAAAAGAUGCGAAGGAACGGGAGAUGAAGGAUACAAAAGAGCGAGAGAUAAAAGAUUCAAAGGAGAAAGAAACUAAAGAGAAAUUAAGGAUUAGGCCACCAUUAUGUCCAAGGCCACCUCCUCGCAUUUUUACAGCGUCAACGGCUGAAACAGAUUUAUUAGUGACAUUAUUUGAUGGAAUCGAAAAUGAGAAAAAAAAGAAGAUUAUUAAAAGAGGACGACCGAAACGAGUACAAACAGUUGAGAACAAAGGGCCUUUACAAGGAGAGGACCCAUACAUGAUUGAAAAUAUCACAGAGGGACUUCUGCCAAUGUUGUCGUUGGAGAACAUGAAACACAGCAGUGUAGCAACACAUCAAUUAUCGAUGGUUUCUCUCAGAGAAGGAGACAAGAGUCUCACGUUACCAUCUUUGACCGUGGAACAAAACUAUUCUCAUAUGUUGUCAGAGUUAGUAAAUGCGCUGUGAACACUAAACCGUAUUCUUAGGACUUCACAUUUACGAUGAAGAUUAAAGAUACGCCGUGAUGUCAGUCGAAAUGGAGUGUGACACUGGAAAAACAGAAUUUUCGAUAUCCCUGCAAUUGGAUUGGAUGUGGUUAUUCGGAUCCUGAUGUCAAAUAGACAAGCAACUCAAGAAGUGUCAAGUGCCCUCAUAAGCAAUGCUUGAAAGUACUUUCGUUUUUUUAUUCAAGAAUGCUAUAUUACUUAAAAUUUGUAUCGAGGUGCAGUAAACAACGGUGUUUUUGAUUGACUAAUGGGUUGACAUGACAAUGUUUUUGAGUGACUGGUUUGUGAGUGGAUUAUGAAAAUCCUAACACAUUCAAUUGGAAAACUAGCAGAGAUAUUUUAUCGACUUUGAAAUGUUGAGAAUGAACACAACAUUUUAAAUAAAGCUCACAUAACAAUAUCGUUAUAAAUAAAUAUAAAAAUUACAGCACAACCAACUAAGACAAAGUACACGUUUCCAUGGUGAUGGAAAUGUACAACAUCUUAAAGGACAUUGGCUGAUGACAGGAACUUAUUAAAUAAACAGAAAAUAAUGUUUUUAAUUUUAAUGUUUUGGAACUUAUAACUUUAUAAUUUAUU
Molecule: messenger RNA, 2222 nt
Organism: Saccoglossus kowalevskii
Lineage: Eukaryota; Metazoa; Hemichordata; Enteropneusta; Harrimaniidae
Source: RefSeq, a predicted model, not a curated record